GUUUUCGUUUGCAGAACCUUCUCUGCCGGACUGGCCUUAUUGGUGCUGACGGCCCUGGCCUUCACCCCAGUGUCUUUAGACAAAUUCUGUGACUGAGGUCUUGUUGAAGCCAUUCUGCGGGAGGAAAGGUCAGAAAUCCUGAAGAAGGCGACAUGAAUCCUGAAGAAGGCGACCCACCUCCUGAGGAAGCGGCUCCGCCCUCUGCGGAAGAGGCAGCCCCGCCCCUUUCCGAAGACACGGGCCCACCCCCUUCCGGGGACGAGGCCCCGCCCCUUUCCGAAGACACGGGGCCACCCCCUUCCGGGGACGAGGCCCCGCCUCUUUCUGGAGACGAGGUCCCGCCUUUUUCCGGAGAUGAGGUCCCGCCUUUUUCUGGAGACGAGGUCCCACCCACUUCCGGAGACGAGGCCCGGCUCCUGUCAGACGCGGAGCCCCCUCCCCUUUCGGCAGCCGAGACCCCGUCCAUUCUAGAAGAAACGGUGCCGGGCAAAGACGACCUGCUUCCACCUGAGGACGACCUUCCUUUCAUGAUUGACUACCGGGAUCUCAUCCCUUCCGACGAAGGGCUGUCCCUGUUGGAUGAGCAGCAGCCGGUUGUGAACCGAGUCCGGCCUCGACUCGGGCCGCGCCCGGCUCAGUCAGUACUGUCCGAGGUGCUGUCCCAGUCUUCCCGCCGCUCGUCCAAGUACCGCCGGAGCAUGAGCGGCAUCCCCAGCUUCCAGGAGACGCUGAAGGAAAGACAGGCAAGAUACAGAGACGCACGGGAAAACCGAAAAAUGAAAAUCGAUGCGUGCUACAAAUACAUAUUUGAAAUUCUGUCAGAAAGGCUGGGCCUGGACAUGGCCACCGUUGAAGAGUUGAUUUUGGAUUCUCUGUCUCUGGAAGCAUUCAGUCACUUUUUUCAGAAAGAUGGUUGUAAGACGUUGAAAUUUUUAUACCAGGAAGGUGAUAUACCUGGUCCUGAAGUUGGUCGAACAUUUCCUGGAUUACCCAAAGGGUCAAAAAUGAUGAGACUAUAUGUUGACAGUGCAGCCCCAGAGAAAAUUAAAGGGCUGUGUUUAGUUUUUGUUCGUUGUCACAGUGAUAUUGCUAUAAGUGCUAAAAAUGUUCAUGAGGAAGUGCUGUUUACCCUUCUGGAUGCAUCGAAAGGACUCCUAAAUGGAAUUAGGAGUAUGCUGGCAAACAUAUUUCUACCAGCUAUUAAUGCAACUAGUAAUUGGGGUGCAUUGAACCAAUCCCAACAGGGAGAAUCUGAAAAACAUAUUUUCACUGAAACCAUCAAUAGAUACCUUUCAUUUUUGGAUGGUGCCAGAAUAAGCAUUGAAGGAACAGUGAUGUUAAAAAAGAUAGACAGUGUUGAUUUUUCCAAACUGCAAACCUUUGAAGAAGUGACAGCUGCGGCUGGUAAUUCGGAAAUGGUUCAUCAGCUGGAAGAAGUGCUGAUGAUAUGGUACAAACAGAUUGAACAGGUACUUAUUGAGAGUGAGCAGAUGAGGAAAGAAGCUGAUGAUUCGGGUCCACUCACCGAACUGGAGCACUGGAAACGCAUGUCAGCCAAAUUCAACUACAUAAUUGAGCAGAUUAAAGGACCAAGUUGUAAGGCUGUCAUAAAUGUGCUAAAUGUUGCACACUCCAAACUUUUAAAGAAUUGGCGUGACCUGGAUGCAAGAAUUACCGAUACAGCAAAUGAAUCAAAAGAUAAUGUCAGAUAUUUGUAUACUCUUGAAAAAGUAUGUCAGCCUCUCUAUAACUAUGACCUAGUCUCGAUGGCACAUGGAAUACAAAAUUUGAUUAAUGCCAUCCGAAUGAUUCACAGUGUGUCAAGGUAUUACAAUACCUCAGAGAGAAUGACCUCAUUGUUCAUCAAGGUAACAAAUCAAAUGGUGACAGCAUGUAAAGCAUACAUUACUGAUGGAGGAGUAAACCAUGUAUGGGAUCAGGAGACACCAGUUGUAUUAAAGAAAAUUCAGGAUUGCAUUUUUCUAUUCAAGGAAUAUCAGUCGUCUUUUCACAAAACAAGGAAACAGAUUUUAGAAUCCUCAGGAGAAAAAUCCUUCGAGGUUUCAGAAAUGUACAUAUUUGGAAAAUUUGAGGCUUUCUGUAAAAGACUGGAGAAGAUCACAGAGAUGAUAACUGUUGUGCAAACAUAUUCAGCCUUAACUAAUUCUACAAUAGAAGGAAUAGAUAUUCUGGCAAUCAAAUUCAAAAAUAUUUAUCAAGGGGUUAAGAAAAAACAGUAUGAUAUUCUGGAUCCGAGAAGGACAGAAUUUGACACUGAUUUCUUAGAUUUCAUGACAAAAAUCAGUGGUUUAGAGGUACAAAUACAGGCAUUUAUGAACAGUACUUUUGGAAAAAUACUGUCCUCUCAACAGGCUCUGCAGUUGCUUCAAAGAUUUCAGAAGCUGAACAUUCCUUGUCUUCAAUUAGAAAUCAACCACACGAUUGAACGAAUUCUUCAGUGUUAUGUAGCUGAACUUGAAGCUACUAAGAAGCUUUAUCACUCUCAAAAAGACGAUCCUCCUCUUGCUCGCAACAUGCCCCCAAUAGCAGGCAAAAUUCUCUGGGUGAGGCAGCUUUAUCGCCGGAUAAGUGAGCCCAUCAACUAUUUCUUUAAAAACUCAGAAAUUUUGUCAAGCGUGGAAGGUAAAGCCGUCAUUCGUCAAUAUAACAAAAUUUCCUACGUGUUGGUAGAAUUUGAGGUGAUUUACCACACAGCGUGGAUCAAAGAGAUUUCCCAGAUUCAGUAUGCUUUGCAAGCCACACUUUUUGUGCGACAUCCAGAAACAGGGAAGCUUCUGGUUAAUUUUGAUCCGAAAAUUUUGGAAGUUGUUCGGGAAACUAAGUGCAUGAUAAAAAUGAAGCUGGAUGUACCAGAACAGGCAAAGAAAAUUCUGAAGUUGGAAAAUAAGUUGAAAUCAGACAAACUGUAUUUGCAGGGUCUUCUUCAGUAUUAUGAUGACUUAUGUCAGGAAGUGCCUUCUGUGUUUGUCAAUCUGAUGACCCCUAAAAUGAAAAAGGUGGAAUCCGUGUUGAGGCAAGGGCUCACAAUACUAACAUGGUCAUCUUUAACACUAGAAAGCUUCUUUCACGAAGUUGAAUCAGUUUUGAAUAUGUUCAAUCAACUCUUAAAGAAGGUCAGUGACUUGUGUGAAAUGAACAUCGAUACGGUUCUCAAGGAGAUAGCCAAAACCAUGUUAAUUUCUCUGCCCGAAAGUGGUGCUACCAGAGUAGAAGAUAUGUUGACUCUCAAUGAGACAUACACCAAAGAAUGGGCUGAUAUUCUAAAUCACAAGAGUAAGCAUGUGGAAGAAGCUGUCAGAGAACUUAUAUUAAUAUUUGAGCAGAUUUAUGAAGUUAAGUACACUGGGAAAUCAACAAAACAGUUACCAGAACAGCGGAAACGUGUUGUUUUUGGAAGUGAAACAGAAGAUGGUGAAAACACUGAUUAUGAGGCUAAUAUGGUGAAUGAGGUUGAUACUAAUGAUAAAGAAGAUGAAUUUAAAAAGGAAUGUAAAGAAGUCUUUGCUUUUUUCUCUCAUCAAUUACUGGACAGUCUUCAGAAAGCCACACGGUUAUCCUUGGACACAAUGAAAAGAAGAAUAUUUGUUGCAAGGCAAGGCUACAGGAGACGGUCAGAUGAUAUUAUUUCCUUUAUAAAAACUGAAGUGCAUUUGGCAAUUCCUAAUGUGGUUAUGGUUCCUAGCUUGGAUGACAUUCAACAAGCCAUUAACCGUAUGAUCCAGUUAACCCUGGAGGUCAGCAGAGGAGUGGCUCACUGGGGUCAACAGCACAUUCGUCACAUCAAGUCAGCCAUUACCAGCCCCACCCGCACCACCACUGACUUGACCCAUGCAAGCACUGGCAAACCACUAAAGAAAGAAGAAAGAUCCUUUGAAGAAGUUAUUCCUACAAGGAAGUUGAAGAAUUUUUACCCGGGUGUGGCAGAACACAAGGACAUUUCUAAGUUGGUGCUUCUCCUUUCUUCCUCCGUGAAUUCUCUAAGAAAGGCAGCACAUGAAGCGCUGCAGGACUUUCAAAAAUACAAAAGUCUGUGGACAGAGGACCGUGAUGUGAAAGUGAAGGAGUUUUUGGCUCAAAACCCCUCUCUGACCGAAAUCAGAUCAGAAAUUCUACAUUAUGCUACCUUUGAACAAGAGAUAGAUGAGUUGAAGCCCGUGAUUGUUGUAGGAGCACUUGAGUUACAUACAGAGCCAAUGAAAUUAGCCUUAUCCAUCGAGGCUAAGGCAUGGAAGAUGUUACUGUGUCGAUACUUGAAUGAAGAAUACAAAAAGAAAAUGUUAGACAUGAUCUCAUUUAUCAAUGAAUACUUGAAAAAGUUAUCUAGACCUAUCCGUGAUUUAGAUGAUGUCAGAUUUGCAAUGGAAGCCUUGGCUUGUAUUCGUGAUAAUGAAAUUCAAAUGGACAUGACUUUGGGACCAAUUGAAGAAGCCUAUGCCAUUUUAAACAGAUUUGAAGUUGAGGUAACCAAAGAAGAGUCAGAGGCUGUUGAUACGCUGAGAUACUCUUUCAACAAAUUGCAGAGCAAAGCUGUUUCUGUGCAAGAUGAACUAGUUCAAGUGCAGCCUAAGUUUAAAAGUGAUCUGCUUGAAUCUGUGGAAAUUUUUCGUGAGGAUGUAGCAAACUUUGCUGAAGCAUAUGAAAAGGAAGGACCCAUGGUUCCAAAUAUACCACCUCAAGAAGCUAGCAACAGGCUGCAAAUAUUUCAGGCCAACUUUGAUGAUUUGUGGAGGAAAUUUGUUACAUAUUCAUCUGGUGAACAACUUUUUGGAUUGCCUGUGACUGACUAUGAGAUUUUACAUAAAACUAGAAAGGAACUCAACUUGCUGCAGAAGCUCUAUGGUCUGUAUGACACCGUAAUGGGCAGUAUUAGUGGUUAUUAUGAAAUACUUUGGGGAGAUGUAGACAUUGAAAAAAUUAAUGCAGAACUGCAGGAAUUUCAAAACAGAUGUCGUAAACUUCCCAAAGGACUUAAGGAUUGGCAAGCCUUCCUGGAUCUCAAGAAAAGAAUCGAUGACUUCAGUGAGUCCUGCCCUCUGCUGGAGAUGAUGACCAACAAGGCAAUGAAGCAGAGGCACUGGGAUCGCAUCUCUGAGUUAACUGGAACCCCGUUUGACGUGGAAUCGGAUUCUUUCUGUCUUAGAAAUAUCAUGGAAGCACCGCUCCUUAAAAACAAAGACGACAUUGAGGAUAUUUGCAUAUCUGCUAUUAAGGAGAAGGAUAUUGAAGCCAAGCUGGCUCAGGUGGUUGAAAACUGGACCAACCAAAACUUGAGCUUUGCAGCGUUCAAGGGAAAAGGAGAGCUUCUGCUCAAAGGAACAGAAUCAGGAGAAAUUAUCACUUUGAUGGAGGAUAGUUUAAUGGUCUUAGGUUCCUUACUAAACAACAGAUAUAAUGCUCCAUUUAAAAAAAAUAUCCAGAAUUGGGUAUACAAAUUGUCAACUUCCUCAGAUAUCAUUGAAGAGUGGCUCAUUGUACAGAACCUCUGGGUUUAUCUUGAAGCUGUCUUUGUAGGGGGAGAUAUAGCCAAACAGCUGCCUCAGGAAGCCAAACGUUUUCAGAAUAUUGACAAGUCAUGGAUAAAAAUAAUGCAGCGAGCUCAUGAGAAUCCCAAUGUGAUUAGUUGCUGUGUUGGGGAUGAAACCAUGGGACAGCUUUUGCCUCACUUGCAUGAACAAUUGGAAGUAUGUCAGAAGUCACUCACAGGGUAUUUGGAGAAGAAGCGAUUGCUCUUUCCAAGAUUCUUCUUUGUAUCUGAUCCAGUUCUCUUGGAAAUUCUUGGCCAAGCCAGUGAUUCCCACACCAUUCAGCCACAUCUCCCUGCAGUGUCUGACAACAUAAACGAAGUGACAUUCCAUCCAAAAGACUAUGAUCGCAUGACGGCUGUCAUAUCAAGAGAAGGAGAAAAAAUUAUUUUGGAUAAUUCUGUUAUGGCCAAAGGUCCUGUAGAAAUCUGGCUUCUGGAUUUGUUAAAAAUGCAGAUGUCAUCCUUACAUAAUAUAAUUAGAUCUGCAUUCUAUCAAAUCAGUGAUUCAGGAUUCCAACUCCUGCCUUUCCUCAGUCACUUUCCAGCACAGGUUGGGCUUCUGGGAAUUCAAAUGUUGUGGACGCAUGAUUCAGAAGAAGCUUUAAACAAUGCAAAGGAUGACAGGAAAAUCAUGCAAGUGACCAAUCAGAAAUUUUUGGAUAUUCUAAAUACUCUCAUUAGCCAAACAACGCAUGACCUAAGCAAGUUUGAUAGAGUGAAAUUUGAAACUCUAAUUACCAUCCAUGUGCAUCAGAGAGAUAUUUUUGAUGACUUGGUAAAAAUGCAUAUCAAAUCAGCUACCGAUUUUGAAUGGCUAAAGCAGAGUCGAUUUUAUUUUAAGGAAGAUUUGGAUCAAACUGUGGUAUCUAUUACAGAUGUUGAUUUUAUUUACCAAAAUGAAUUUCUGGGAUGCACCGAUCGUCUUGUUAUCACUCCAUUAACAGAUAGGUGCUACAUCACCCUAGCACAAGCUUUGGGAAUGAACAUGGGUGGUGCUCCAGCAGGACCUGCCGGCACAGGCAAAACAGAAACUACCAAAGAUAUGGGAAGGUGUUUGGGGAAAUAUGUGGUUGUGUUCAACUGCUCAGAUCAAAUGGAUUUCAGAGGCCUGGGAAGGAUCUUUAAAGGUCUUGCACAGUCAGGUUCCUGGGGCUGUUUUGAUGAAUUUAACAGAAUUGAACUGCCUGUCUUAUCAGUGGCGGCCCAACAAAUUUAUAUUGUCUUGACAGCAAGAAAGGAGAGAAAAAAGCAGUUCAUUUUUUCUGAUGGUGAUUGUGUUGAUUUAAAUCCAGAGUUUGGAAUCUUCUUAACCAUGAACCCAGGAUAUGCCGGGCGCCAGGAACUACCAGAAAAUUUAAAAAUCCAGUUUAGAACUGUUGCUAUGAUGGUUCCUGAUAGACAGAUCAUUAUGAGAGUUAAACUUGCAAGCUGUGGGUUUCUUGAAAAUGUUGUCUUGGCUCAGAAGUUCUAUGUUCUUUAUAAACUCUGUGAAGAGCAACUUACCAAACAGGUUCACUAUGACUUUGGGUUGAGAAAUAUUCUGUCUGUGUUGAGGACACUUGGAUCUCAAAAAAGAGCCAGACCAGAAGAUAGUGAAUUAAGCACUGUCAUGAGAGGACUAAGAGAUAUGAACCUGUCCAAAUUGGUUGAUGAAGAUGAACCGCUGUUCCUCAGCUUAAUCAAUGACCUGUUUCCUGGAUUACAAUUGGACAGUAGUACUUACGCAGAACUGCAGGCUGCAGUAGCCAACCAGGUUCAGCUGGAAGGCUUGAUUAACCACCCCCCCUGGAACCUCAAACUCGUUCAGCUAUAUGAAACAUCUCUGGUCCGUCAUGGCUUAAUGACUCUUGGGCCCAGUGGCUCUGGGAAAACAACCGUUAUUACGAUUUUAAUGAAGGCAUUAACAGAAUGCGGAAGACCUCACAGGGAAAUGCGGAUGAAUCCAAAAGCUAUUACUGCCCCUCAGAUGUUUGGCCGGCUGGACACAGCCACCAAUGACUGGACUGACGGGAUUUUUUCUACUCUCUGGAGAAAAACACUGAAGGCUAAAAAAGGUGAAAACAUUUUCCUAGUUUUAGACGGCCCCGUGGAUGCCAUUUGGAUCGAGAACUUAAACUCUGUGUUGGAUGACAAUAAAACGCUCACGUUAGCCAACGGAGAUCGCAUCCCCAUGGCCCCUAGCUGUAAGCUCUUGUUUGAAGUCCACAACAUCGAGAACGCCUCCCCUGCCACGGUGUCCAGGAUGGGCAUGGUUUACAUCAGCAGCUCUGCUCUCACGUGGAGGCCCAUUUUGCAGGCAUGGUUGAAGAAGCGCACGGCACAAGAAGCUACUGUGUUCCUGUCUCUGUAUGACAAAGCAUUUGAAGAUACUUACACGUUUAUGAAGCUGAACCUCAACCCUAAAAUGCAGCUCCUAGAGUGUAACUACAUCAUGCAAUCUCUCAAUCUUCUGGAAGGCUUAAUUCCCUCCAAAGAAGAAGGUGGGGUCUCAUGUGUUGAGCAUCUUCAUAAAUUGUUUGUGUUUGGCCUGAUGUGGAGUUUGGGAGCCCUUCUGGAACUGGAAAACAGAGAAAAGCUUGAAGCCUUUUUACGCCACCAUACGAGCAAGUUAGACUUACCCGAUAUACCUAAAGGCACAAAUCAAACCAUGUAUGAAUUUUAUGUUACUGAUUAUGGUGAUUGGGAGCACUGGAAUAAGAAGCUUCAGCCAUAUUAUUAUCCAACGGACAGUAUUCCAGAAUAUGCAUCCAUUUUGGUUCCAAAUGUUGACAAUGUUAGAACAAGUUUCUUGAUAGACACCAUUGCCAAGCAACAUAAAGCAGUUUUACUCACAGGCGAGCAGGGAACUGCAAAGACUGUAAUGAUUAAGGCUUAUUUAAAAAAGUAUGAUCCUGAAGUACAGCUGUCCAAAUGUCUGAACUUUUCAUCCGCCACGGAACCGAUGAUGUUUCAGCGAACAAUCGAGAGCUAUGUGGAUAAGCGGAUGGGAAGCACGUAUGGGCCACCGGGUGGGAGAAAAAUGACUGUUUUUAUUGAUGACAUUAAUAUGCCUGUGAUCAAUGAAUGGGGAGACCAGAUAACUAAUGAGAUUGUACGGCAGAUGAUGGAAAUGGAAGGCAUGUACAGCCUGGAUAAACCUGGAGACUUCACUACUAUUGUUGAUGUGCAGCUCAUAGCAGCAAUGAUUCACCCAGGAGGGGGUAGAAAUGAUAUUCCACAGCGUUUAAAAAGACAAUUCACUGUGUUCAAUUGCACACUGCCUUCCAAUACUUCAAUAGACAAAAUCUUUGGAGUUAUUGGCUGCGGAUACUUUGAUCCCUGUAGAAAAUUCAGACCUGAAAUAUGUGAGAUGAUUGAGCAUUUAGUCUUGGUGGGCAGAGUGCUGUGGCAAUGGACUAAGGUGAAAAUGCUGCCAACUCCUUCUAAAUUCCAUUAUAUCUUCAAUCUUCGAGAUCUUUCCAGAAUUUGGCAAGGCAUGUUAACCAUAAAAGCUGAAGAGUGCAAUUCAGUCACUACCCUCAUGUCGCUGUUCAAGCACGAAUGCAACAGAGUGAUUGCAGACAGGUUUAUAACUCCUGAAGAUGAGCAGUGGUUUAAUAUACAUCUUGCCCGUGCAGUUGAAGAAAAUAUCAGCUCUGAAGCAGCGUCAUGCAUGCUCCAUGAACCAUAUUUUGUGGAUUUUCUCCGUGACAUGCCCGAGCCAACUGGUGAUGAGCCUGAAGAUACUGUGUUUGAAGUCCCCAAAGUCUAUGAACUGGUACCAUCCUUUGAGUUUCUGUCUGAAAAGCUCCAGUAUUACCAGAGACAGUUCAAUGAAAUCAUCAGAGGAACAUCUCUUGACCUGGUGUUCUUUAAAGAUGCCAUGACUCAUCUUAUUAAGAUCUCACGGAUAAUUCGGACUUCGUGUGGAAAUGCGUUGCUAGUGGGCGUUGGUGGUUCAGGAAAACAAAGUCUUUCAAGAUUGGCCUCUUUUAUAGCUGGAUAUCAAAUAUUCCAGAUAACAUUAACCAGGUCUUACAAUGUGAACAAUCUAACAGACGACUUGAAGUUUUUGUAUUCAGUUGCUGGUGCUGAUGGAAAAGGCAUCACCUUUAUCUUCACCGACAAUGAAAUAAAGGAUGAGGCCUUUCUAGAAUACCUCAACAACUUGCUGUCUUCAGGAGAGAUCUCCAAUUUGUUUGCACGGGAUGAGAUGGACGAAAUCACCCAAGGUCUAAUAUCCGUGAUGAAGAAGGAGCUACCCCGCCACCCACCUACCUUUGACAAUCUGUAUGAGUACUUCAUUUCAAGGUCAAGGAAGAACUUGCAUGUUGUCCUGUGCUUUUCUCCAGUUGGUGAGAAAUUCCGUGCCCGUUCUUUGAAAUUUCCUGGCUUGAUCUCAGGCUGUACUAUGGACUGGUUCAGUCGCUGGCCCAAGGAGGCUCUGAUCGCUGUGGCCUCCUACUUCCUUUCAGAUUAUGACAUCGUCUGUUCUGGAGAAAUUAAAAGACAAGUUGUAGAAACAAUGGGCCUCUUUCAUGACAUGGUUUCAGAGAGUUGUGAAAGCUAUUUCCAAAGAUACCGCCGAAGAGCGCAUGUGACUCCCAAGUCCUAUCUUUCAUUUAUAAAUGGUUACAAAAAUAUUUAUACUGAAAAACUCAAAUAUAUUCAUGAACAAGCUGAGCGUAUGAAUAUUGGUCUUGGUAAGCUCAUGGAGGCCAGCGAAUCUGUGGCUAAACUCUCACAGGACCUUGCAAUAAAGGAGAAGGAACUGGCCGUGGCUUCUGUCAAAGCAGAUGAAGUAUUAGCAGAAGUCACAAUAAGUGCUCAGGCUUCAGCCAAAGUGAAAAAUGAAGUCCAGGAGGUAAAAGACAAAGCCCAAAAAAUAGUGGAUGAAAUUGAUAGCGAGAAAGUGAAAGCUGAAACCAAGCUGGAGGCCGCGAGACCUGCACUGGAAGAAGCGGAGGCAGCGCUGAAUACUAUCAAACCAAAUGAUAUUGCCACAGUCAGGAAACUUGCUAAACCACCGCAUCUUAUUAUGAGAAUCAUGGACUGUGUGCUGUUGCUGUUCCAAAAGAAAAUCGACCCUGUUACUAUGGAUCCAGAGAAACCUUGCUGUAAGCCAUCAUGGGGCGAGUCAUUAAAGUUGAUGAGUGCAACAGGAUUCCUGUUUAGCCUUCAGCAGUUCCCCAAGGACACUAUAAAUGAAGAGACUGUUGAGUUACUACAGCCGUAUUUUAAUAUGGAUGAUUACACUUUCGAAAGUGCAAAAAAAGUCUGUGGGAACGUGGCUGGUCUACUGUCCUGGACACUUGCUAUGGCAACAUUUUAUGGCAUUAAUAGGGAGGUGCUGCCUCUGAAGGCGAACCUGGCCAAGCAGGAAGGCCGGCUGGCAGUUGCUAAUGCUGAAUUAGGGAAGGCACAGGCACUGCUGGAUGAAAAGCAAGCUGAGCUGGAUAAAGUGCAAGCCAAGUUUGAUGGUGCAAUGAAUGAGAAAAUGGAUUUGCUCAAUGAUGCUGACAUGUGCCGGAAAAAGAUGCAGGCGGCUUCCACUCUCAUUGAUGGACUGAGUGGAGAAAAAGUCCGGUGGACCCAGCAAAGUAAAGAAUUUAAAGCUCAGAUUAACAGGCUCGUGGGCGAUAUUCUGCUGUGCACUGGCUUCCUCUCCUACCUCGGGCCUUUCAACCAGAUAUUUAGGAACUAUUUGCUGAAAGAACAAUGGGAGAUCGAAUUGAAAGCAAGGAAAAUUCCUUUCACUGAAAACCUGAAUUUGAUUUCAAUGCUGGUGGAUCCUCCAACCAUUGGUGAGUGGGGACUGCAGGGACUACCUGGAGACGAUCUCUCAAUUCAGAAUGGCAUUAUUGUGACAAAGGCCACCAGGUACCCGCUCCUCAUAGACCCGCAAACUCAAGGCAAAACUUGGAUCAAAUCAAAAGAAAAAGAAAAUGAUUUGCAGGUGACAUCUCUGAAUCACAAAUACUUCCGCACGCACUUAGAGGACAGCCUCUCCUUGGGCCGACCCCUUCUCAUAGAGGACAUUCGUGAGGAGCUGGAUCCAGCCUUGGAUAAUGUAUUGGAAAAGAAUUUCAUUAAAUCAGGCUCCACUUACAAGGUGAAAGUUGGUGAUAAGGAAUGUGAUGUCCUGGAAACAUUUAAACUGUAUAUAACUACAAAGUUACCAAACCCUGCUUUUACGCCUGAGAUCAAUGCUAAAACAUCUGUCAUUGAUUUUACGGUUACUAUGAAAGGCCUUGAGAAUCAGUUACUGAGGAGAGUCAUUCUAACAGAGAAACAGGAGUUGGAGUCUGAGAGGGUUAAGCUUUUGGAGGAUGUGACUUUUAAUAAGCGGAAGAUGAAGGAGCUUGAGGAUAACCUCCUUUACAAGCUGAGUGCUACAAAAGGUUCCUUGGUGGAUGAUGAGUCUCUGAUUGGUGUCCUCCGAACCACCAAGCAGACAGCAGCUGAAGUAAGCGAAAAGCUCCAUGUGGCGGCAGAAACGGAGAUCAAGAUCAACAUGGCUCAGGAGGAGUUCCGGCCGGCAGCCACCCGCGGGAGCAUCCUCUACUUUCUCAUCACUGAAAUGAGCAUGGUCAACAUCAUGUACCAGACAUCACUGGCCCAGUUCUUGAAGUUGUUUGACCAGUCCAUGGCCAGAUCUGAAAAGUCUCCAUUGCCUCAGAAGAGAAUUACAAAUAUUAUUGAGUAUCUGACCUAUGAAGUUUUCACAUACUCGGUCAGAGGUCUGUAUGAAAACCACAAAUUCCUAUUCGUGCUGCUCAUGACCCUGAAGAUUGAUCUCCAGAGAGGCACAGUCAAGCACAAAGAGUUUCAGGCUCUCAUUAAAGGGGGAGCAGCUCUGGAUCUGAAGGCCUGCCCCCCGAAACCAUUCCGCUGGAUCCUCGACAUGACGUGGCUGAAUCUAGUGGAGCUGAGUAAACUGCCACAAUUUGCGGAAAUCAUGAACCAGGUAUCUCGCAAUGAGAAGGGGUGGAAAAACUGGUUUGAUCGAGAUGCUCCAGAGGAAGAAAUUAUCCCUGAUGGAUAUAAUGACUCACUAGACACCUGCCGCAAACUUUUACUCAUCAGGUCUUGGUGCCCAGAUCGUACUGUUUUUCAAGCAAGAAAGUAUAUUGCAGAUUCCUUGGAUGAGAAGUACACAGAACCGGUCAUCUUAAAUCUAGAGAAAACCUGGGAAGAAAGUGACACACGAACACCUCUGAUUUGUUUCCUGUCCAUGGGAUCUGAUCCCACCAUUCAGAUUGAUGCCUUGGCCAAGAAACUGAAGCUAGAAUGUAGAACUAUCUCAAUGGGGCAAGGACAAGAAGUACAUGCUCGAAAGCUGAUUCAGAUGUCAAUGCAGCAGGGUGGUUGGGUAUUGCUGCAAAAUUGUCAUCUUGGCCUGGAAUUCAUGGAAGAAUUACUGGAGACACUAAUCACCACCGAAGCCAAUGACGAUACUUUCCGAGUGUGGAUAACUACUGAGCCUCAUGACCGAUUUCCAAUUACAUUGCUGCAGACAUCUCUCAAAUUCACCAACGAGCCGCCCCAAGGAGUACGUGCAGGAUUGAAAAGAACAUUUGCUGGCAUUAAUCAAGACCUCCUGGACAUCAGUAACUUACCCAUGUGGAAGCCAAUGCUUUAUACGGUUGCGUUUUUACACUCCACCGUGCAGGAACGAAGAAAAUUUGGUCCCUUAGGAUGGAAUAUUCCUUAUGAAUUCAAUUCUGCAGACUUUUCAGCCAGUGUUCAGUUUAUUCAAAAUCACCUUGAUGAAUGUGAUAUUAAAAAGGGUGUAUCAUGGAGUACAGUUAGGUACAUGAUUGGAGAAGUACAAUAUGGAGGCAGAGUGACAGAUGACUUUGAUAAGCGUCUGCUUAAUUGCUUUGCUAGGGUCUGGUUCAGUGAGAAGAUGUUUGAACCAUCAUUUUGUUUUUAUACCGGAUAUAAAAUCCCUGUAUGCAAAACCCUGGACCAGUAUUUUGAUUACAUCCAGUCACUGCCUACCCUAGAUAACCCUGAAGUCUUUGGGCUUCACCCUAAUGCUGAUAUCACCUAUCAGAGUAACACCGCGUCUGCUGUCCUUGAAACAAUCACCAACAUUCAGCCCAAAGAGAGUGGAGGUGGAGUGGGGGAGACGCGCGAAUCCAUCGUUUACAGACUGUCUGAAGACAUGCUCAGCAAACUGCCUCCGGAUUACAUUCCCCACGAGGUGAAAGCUCGUUUGGUAAAGAUGGGACAUCUGAACUCAAUGAACAUAUUUCUUCGACAAGAAAUUGACAGAAUGCAAAAAGUCAUUUCCAUCCUUCGCAGCAGCUUGAGUGAUCUAAAAUUAGCCAUUGAGGGGACCAUCAUUAUGAGCGAGAACCUGCGAGACGCCCUGGACAACAUGUAUGAUGCCCGCAUCCCCCAGCUCUGGAAGAGAGUGUCCUGGGACUCAUCUACCCUGGGCUUCUGGUUCACGGAGCUCUUGGAAAGAAACGCCCAGUUUUCUACUUGGAUAUUUGAAGGGAGGCCUAAUGUGUUUUGGAUGACCGGUUUCUUUAAUCCCCAAGGCUUCCUCACGGCCAUGAGGCAAGAAGUGACUCGUGCUCACAAAGGCUGGGCCCUGGACACCGUGACCAUCCACAAUGAAGUUCUGCGGCAGACCAAGGAGGAGAUCACGUCACCCCCUGCGGAAGGAGUGUACAUCUAUGGGCUCUACAUGGAUGGCGCAGCCUGGGACAGGCGGAACGGGAAGCUCACGGAGUCCACGCCCAAAGUGCUGUUCACACAGCUGCCCGUGUUGCACAUCUUCGCCAUUAACUCCACAGCGCCCAAGGACCCCAAGCUGUACGUGUGCCCCAUCUACAAGAAGCCCAGGCGGACCGACCUGACCUUCAUCACCGUGGUCUAUCUGCGGACCGUACUGUCCCCUGAUCACUGGAUCCUGAGAGGAGUGGCCCUUCUGUGUGACAUCAAGUAAGGUCAUGUCCACGUGCCCAGGGACUGCAGGGGUGGCCUGAGCUGCUGGGACU
Molecule: messenger RNA, 14538 nt
Organism: Ochotona princeps (American pika)
Lineage: Eukaryota; Metazoa; Chordata; Mammalia; Lagomorpha; Ochotonidae
Gene: DNAH8
Product: dynein axonemal heavy chain 8
Exons: 95
Coding region: 153-14486 (4777 amino acids)
Biological process (GO): microtubule-based movement
Cellular component (GO): dynein complex
Molecular function (GO): ATP binding; minus-end-directed microtubule motor activity; dynein light intermediate chain binding
Source: RefSeq, a predicted model, not a curated record